AAGAAACAAGAGUUCAUCACAAGCAAGAAAGAACCCUAGCCUGGCUUCCCAAUACGAUAGCGCAAAAAAUACGAUAGUGCCCCUCGCAUUUUAGCCAUCUCACCUCCUCACCUCCCCGACGGCGACCCCCUCGACAUCGCUCUCCUCCCCCGCCUCGGCGCCGUCGUCAUCGCCGCAGCAGCCGCCUGCUCGUCCCCGACCGGCUAUCCCGAUUCAAUUGGAGUGGUUCUACAUUCAGUGCUUCUUGAAGUUGAUGAUGAUGAAGAGAAUGAUUACAAUCUAGAUGCGAAGUUGGCUGCUGGCUUGGUAAUCCUGAAGAUGCUCAAAGAGUCAUCAUCUCCAGCAUUGGAUGCUGACAAAAUUGAAGUUCCUUUGCCAAAGGAAGAAAAUAAUUCGCAAAAUUCUGAAGCUGCUACACAUACUGAAGGCAUCGAAAUUAGCGAUGAUGACGAUGACCGUAAUCACAAGCACCGAAGACGGGAGGCUAGACCACAAUUUGACGAUAAUACAGAGGAGCAACAUCCAGAGUCUCCUCUCAAGAAAAGGAGCAGGGUUUCUGGUAAUGGACAGCUUUUUGGGGGAACUGGUUCUCAAGGCGAAGCACAGAAGGAUUUUGUGCCAAAAUUCAAGAGGCGUCCUGGAGCAGGAGCUCACAGUCGAGCACCCAGAGUGAACCAAUCCUACCGGGCUGAUUCAUCUGGUUCUGCUGCCGCUCGCCCUCCUAUGGCACGAGGAAGAGGACGGAAUGGUGCACCCUGGACUCAGCAUGAUCCAAGAUUUAACACACUUGAUAUGAUUGAUUUUGCAUCCCAGAUGACCUCACAAGGACCACCCGCACACCCUAGCUUAUUUAUGGGCACUGCAUUGUCAAGUGGUCCAUAUGGAUUUAUGCCUGGAAUGCCUCAUGGGAUUUUGGAUCCAAUCCACCCACUUGGAAUGCAAGGACCUAUUCAGCCUGGAGUAUCUCCUUUAAUUGAUCUUGGCAUGCCUCGUCAACGCUGUCGAGAUUUUGAGGAGCGUGGAUUUUGCUUGAGAGGGGAUAUCUGCCCAAUGGAGCAUGGUGUAAAUAGAAUUGUUGUUGACGAUAUGCAGAGUCUAUCGCAAUUCAAUCUUCCAGUAUCAGUUCCAAAUGCUCAAGGGCUGGGAAUCCAAAAUGAGGGAGUUGCUUCUGUUAACUUAUCAAGCCUAGGAGGCAGUAAAGGUGUUCCUGCAAAAGAUGUCAAAUCUGGUGUAGCAAGUGAUGCAUUAAAGCUAAAUGGAAGCACCGCUUCAGCUGUUUCUGAUGCUGAUGUAUAUGAUCCCGAUCAGCCUCUGUGGAACAACGAACACCCUGAAGCAUCAUCAUGUGCUGGUUUUGUACAUACUGAUGCUGGAGUGUGGAAUGCUGAAUCCUCAGGCUAUGAAAUGGGGUGGGAGCAGUCCAACCUGGUUUUUGCAACUGAUAGUUCACAGAGUUCGAAGUCAUCAGUUUGGGGGCGAAUAGCAUCAAAGAGAAAAUCAGGGGGUGGUAACACAGCUAAAACUACGUCAACAAGUACCACCAUAAACCAAAGAAGUGAUUAUGAUGAGAUGGCUCCCAGCACGACCCAAGUAAAGUCUGCUGCUGCUAAUGACACUAAUGGUCAAUCCAAUUCGAGAAUUUUUGGAGAUGUGGGCAGGCAAAGUAAUCGAGCUUCUCACAAAGCAUCCCGUACACUUUAUGUACAUGGAAUUCCCCAAGAAAGCAACAAAUGGGAGUCCCUUCUCUCGCAUUUUAAGAAGUUUGGCCAAGUAAUAGAUAUCUAUAUUCCAUCUAACAGUGAAAAAGCUUUUGUCCAGUUCUCAAAAAGAGAAGAAGCUGAAGCUGUCCUAAAAGCUCCAGAUGCUGUUAUGGGCAACCGCUUUAUAAAGCUAUGGUGGGCCAACAGAGAUAGGAUUCCUGAUGAGGGAGAGGAUAGAAUCUCUGCAAAGUCUUCCCAGUUCUCUACUACGCUGGCCAAUUCUGCCGCUCCUCAGCGAUCUUAUUCCAACAGAGUCAAGGAAAAUGUUCAAUCUACAGCCCCAAGGGCCAGUUCUGGAUCUUCUGCUGAACUGUUGAGUUCUAGUAUAGGUCCUCAAAUUUUGCCAGCAAAUAGUACAAAAUCAAUACCCCCAGCUCCAAAAAGGCAAGAAAGUCUAGAACUAUUGGAAGAACUUCGCAAAAAGCAGGAGAUCUUAGCUCAGAAGCGUGAUGAGUUCCGCCGCCAGUUAGAGGAACUUGCAAAACAAAAAGGUUCAGCAAAUUCAGUUAAGCAUGCAGAGGCUUGUGGAAAAGAAGUUGCUUCUAAGGAUGCAUUGAAAGUAACGGAUGCAAGGUCCAUGAACUAUAGGGCUGAAGGGUCACAGGAAGUUGCUGGUACAUUGGAAAAGAAAAGCUGUGGAGAGUUUGCUUCAUGCUGCCAAAAAUCAGCUGUGAUAUCCACACAGAAAUCAGCUGUAGCUAUGAAGCAGACUAGUCUUCUGUCAGCACCUCCACAGAACAGGUUUAAGCUUGACAAUCGAACCACAUCAUUCAGAAUUCUUCCACCUUUGCCACCUGAUAUUGCAAAUGCUUUUAUAAGUGCAGUUCAAUGUUCACAGUCAAAAUUGAAGAUAAGCAUAUACAUGAAAUUUUGUGGAUAGAUGCACAACUACUUUGUGAACUCAGCUGAGUUUUCGGCAUCCUUACCAUUGCGAAAUUAAUUUAAGAAAAGCAACUUAUACUGUUUAGUCCUUGCAUUUCUAUGUCAUGCAUUGCCUUUUUUUUUCUGAUUGAUGUCUGCAAGAUCAUGCGUUCUUUUAAAUGAUCUUAUCAUCUGGCGCUGUAAUAUUUAUGUGAGCUGCCCUGGUCUUUUUUAUUUCAUGUUACGAACAAGUAGAACUAGUACUCCUGGAUCACUAAUGGCUCCACUACUGCUACAUUGGAAUAGUUUUAUUUUGGCAGUUCAAAUUGUCACCCUUCAACUGCAUCACCAUUUGUACUUUAUAUCUCUCGCUGUUAAAACCUCACACUUGGCAUGGUUAGAAAGUAUGUAAUAUGUGUGUUCAUGUAUCUACUGCGAUAUGUAGUAGAUAGAAUUCCCUAAUGGUGAUCAUUUCUUUCUUAUUCUUAGGUUAUAGGAUUCAAAUGCUUUUGUGCACAACUGUCAAUGGCUGUUUCUAUGUAUAAUGGCAAACGCUUCAAUAGGAAAAAGUGUAUUUUUAAUGCCUCAUUUUUUCCCUCUAUUUAAUUUUAGUCCAUCUCCAAAACUAGAUACAAAUACAACCCGUCUCCCAACUCUCAAAACCGGUGCAAACUAUGUCCAAGGCUGAUUUUUUCUGGUUUUGAGUCACUCCUUUUUGCCACGUGGCAACCACAUCAUGCUCAGGAGGAAUAUGGAAUUGUGAGAUCAAAGGUGAAUGUGGGGAUGAUGUGGCUCCCAUGUGGCAAAAUAUGAUUGAUGUGGCUGCCACGCCACUCAAAACCACCCACAAAACUAGCCUUGGAUGUAAUUUGCACCGAUUUUGAGUGUUGGGGAACGGGUUUUGUACAGUUUUUAAAGAUGAGAGACCAAAUUAAACCGAGAGAAGAGUUGAGGAACCAAAAGUAGACUUUUUAACAAUACUAGUGAACUAAUGUAUUACCUAUAUGGUGAACUGAGAAGUUACAGUCUUGUGUCUUACAUUUAGUGGCAAGAGGAACUGAUAACCCUCAGUCUUACAUCUGUGCAACUGAUGACAACAAGAAUUUUUUUGCGUAAGUGAACCUUUCUUUUAGCGAGAAGCUCUUCAUAGGAUGGGACCUUAAUGGUCAUGUAGGUACAUCUAAUGCAGGGUUUGAGGGGGUGCACAGGGGCUUUGGGUUUGGUGGUAGGAACUGAGGAUGUGGGGAACUUUGCUAUGGCCUACGACAUGAUAAUAGCUAACACCUUCUUUAGAAAGAGACAAUCCCAUUUAGUGACCGUUAGUAGUGGCCACUACUUUAGCCAAAUUGAUUUUGUCCUUGCAAGAAGAGAGGGUAGACAUGCUUGCUUAGAUUGUAAGGUGAUGCCUAGAGUGUGUUGUCUCUCAACAUAAGCUUGUGGUGGCUGACUUUCGCUUCCGCAUAUGUGUUUGACGAGACAAAGGCGCCAAAAUCGCAAGAACGAAGUGGUGGAAGUUCAAAGGAGAGGCGGCACAAAAUUUUAAGGAGAGGGUUAUUAACGAGGACCCUUGGAAGGAAGGAGAGAAUGCAAACAACAUGUGGAUGACCCUAGGCAACUUGCAUUAGGAAGGUAGCUUCAGAGGUGUUUGGGGUGACCAAAGGAAGCAAGUAUGAAGCUAAAGACACUUGGUGGUAGAACGAGGAUGUUCAAAAGGCUAUCAAGGAAGGAGAAGAAAGAAUAUUUCAGAUGCUUACACCAUGACAGGAGUGCGGACAACAUAGAGAAGUACAGUGGCAAAGAAGACUGCAAAGCGAGUUAUGAGCGAAGCAAGGGGUCGGGCUUAUGAGGACCUUUAUCAGUGGUUGGGCACAAAGGGAGGAGAAAAGGACAUCUAUAAGAUGGCCAAGAUUCGUGAAAGAAAGAUGAGGGACGUCAACCAAGUCAAAUGCAUCAAGGAUGGGACCGGUCGACUUCUGGUAAGAGAUGAUGAGAUCAAGACUAGAUGGCGAGGGUACAUCGAUGAACUGUUCAACGGGGAGAAUAAGAGCUCUACUAUUGAGCUGGACAAAUAAAUGAUGAAAGGAGGCAAGGCGAUAGGCCUUGAUAGUAUCCUCAUUGAGGUGUGGAGAUGUCUUGGAGACGCAGCGAUAACAUAGCUAACUAAGCUCUUCAACCUAAUAUUUUGGUCAAACAAGAUGCCUGAAGAAUAGAGAAGUAUAUUAGUACCAAUCUUUAAGAAUAAGGGAGAUAUUCAAAGUUGUAUUAAUUACCGUGGAAUUAAGCUGACGAGUCUGGGAGAGUUAUGGAACAUCACAUAAGAAGAAUGACGGGCAUUACUAAAACCCAAUUUGAUUUCAUACCUGGGAGGUCGACCAUGGAAGCGAUUUUCUUGAUAAGGCAACUUAUGGAGAUAUAUAGGGAACAAAAGAAGGACUUGAACAUGGUAUUCAUUCACUUGGAGAAGGUUUACAACAAAAUACCGAGAAAUGUCAUGUGGUGGGUCUUGGAGAAACACAAAGUCCUAACAAAGUACAUUACCCUCAUCAAGGAUGUGUGCAAUAAUGUUGUGACAAGUGUUCGGACAAGUGAAUGUGUCACUGAUGACUUUCCAUUUAAAAUCUUAAAAUAGGACUACAUCAAGGAUCAACUUUGAGCCUUAUUUAUUUGAGGACAUUCAAGGAGAUAUCCCUUAGUGUAUGCUCUUUGCUGACGAUGUGGUGCUAGUUGACGAGAGUAGGAUAGUGGUUAAUAGAAAAUUGGAGUUGUGGAGAUAUACUUUAAAAUCGAAAGGUUUUAGAUUUAGUAGGGCUGAAGGACCAAAAUCGAGUACAUGAAGUGCGAUUUCGGUGCUACUAGGCAUGAGAGAGAAGAUGUUAGUCUUAGUGAAGAGGUGGUUCACAAGAAGGAUACCUUUCGAUAUUUGUGAUCGAUAUGCUAAAGAAGGAUGGUGAUAUUGGUGAAGAUGUUAGUCAUAGAAUCAAAGCCGGAUGGAUGAAAUUGCGCCAAGUUUCUGACAUCCUCUUUGAUAAGAAGCUGUCACAAAAGCUAAAAGGUAGGUUUUAUAGAACGGCAAUUCGACCUGUGAUGUUGUAUGGCGCUGAAUGUUGGCCAACUAAAAGGCGACAUAUCCAACAGUUAAGUGUAGUAGAGAUGCAUAUGUUGCAAUAGAUUUGUGGCCAUACAAGAAAGGAUCGGAUCCGAAAUAAUGAUAUACGUGAUAGGAUAGGUGUAGCGUCAAUCGAAGAAACGUUUGUCCAACAUCAGUUGAGAUAGUUUGGAUAUAUCAAACGGAAGCCUCUAGAGUCACCUGUGCAUAACGGGAUAUUGAGCCAACGCUGAUAAUGUGAAGAGAGACGGGUCGGUUAAACCUGACAUAGGAGGAGUAUGUAAAGAUAGACCUGAAGGAAUGGAAUAUCCCAAAGAACUAUCCAAGAAUAGAAGCGCGUGGAAGUUAGCAAUCCAUAUGUCAGAAUAAUAACUUAUGUAUGAGUCUUCUUAUACCAUUAUUACUUUUAUCUUGUUACUAUUACUAUUACCUUUUUUAUUGUUAUUGUUUUCACAUCAUCUUUUUAAUUGGAUCUUGUGGUUUCAUCUCUAGUCUAUCCCAACUUGCUUGGGACAAAGAUUGUUCUUGUUGUUGUAAGUGAACUUGUCUUUUCAUGUGGAAACUAAAAUUCUUCUUGAGUUACACUCGAAGGUUACUUCCUUAUCUUCUCAUGCUGCAUUUUGUGUUGAUGUGCUUGAUUACAUGUUUCGUUUUAUUUCUGAUGUCCUUUACUACU
Molecule: messenger RNA, 6403 nt
Organism: Phragmites australis (common reed)
Lineage: Eukaryota; Viridiplantae; Streptophyta; Magnoliopsida; Poales; Poaceae
Product: zinc finger CCCH domain-containing protein 27-like
Exons: 5
Coding region: 319-2640 (773 amino acids)
Cellular component (GO): nucleus
Molecular function (GO): RNA binding; metal ion binding
Source: RefSeq, a predicted model, not a curated record